Messenger RNA from Physeter macrocephalus (sperm whale), 1813 nucleotides. It is a transcript of the gene HEXA, whose product is annotated as hexosaminidase subunit alpha. The transcript is spliced from 14 exons. Gene Ontology annotation, biological process: carbohydrate metabolic process; ganglioside catabolic process; glycosaminoglycan metabolic process. The record is from RefSeq and is a predicted model, not a curated record. NCBI's taxonomy places the organism in Eukaryota, Metazoa, Chordata, Mammalia, Artiodactyla, Physeteridae. Gene Ontology annotation, molecular function: beta-N-acetylhexosaminidase activity. The coding region runs from base 45 to 1634 and encodes 529 amino acids. Gene Ontology annotation, cellular component: membrane; lysosome.
UGUCACGUGGCCCGGCCCGCUGGGAGAGAGGAGACCGGCGGGCCAUGGCAGGUUCCACGCUCUGGUUUUCGCUGCUGCUGGCGGCAGCGUUCGCUGGGCGGGCGACGGCCCUGUGGCCAUGGCCCCAGUACAUCCAAACCUCCGAGCGGCGCUACACCAUCUUCCCGUACAGCUUCCAAUUCCAGUACCACGUCAGUUCGGCCGCGCAGGUGGGCUGCUCCGUCCUCGACGAGGCCUUCCAGCGCUACCGUGAACUGCUCUUCGGUUCCGUGUCCUUCCACUUUCCCCAACCCAUGGGAAAAUGGCAUACGUCAGAGAAGAAUUCGUUGGCUAUCCUUGUUGUCACUCCUGGAUGUGACCAGUUUCCUUCUUUGGAGUCUGUGGAGAAUUACACCCUGACCGUAAAUGAUGAGCAGUGUUUGCUCCUCUCAGAGACUGUCUGGGGCGCCCUCCGAGGUCUGGAGACUUUUAGCCAGCUUGUUUGGAGAUCUCCUGAGGGCACGUUCUAUAUCAACAAGACGGAGAUUGAGGACUUCCCCCGCUUCCCUCACCGGGGCUUGUUGUUGGAUACGUCUCGCCAUUACCUGCCACUGGCUAGCAUCCUGGACACUCUGGAUGUCAUGGCGUACAAUAAAUUCAACGUGUUCCACUGGCAUCUGGUCGAUGACUCUUCCUUCCCAUAUGAGAGCUUCACUUUUCCAGACCUCACCAAAAAGGGGUCCUACAACCCUGCCACCCACAUCUACACAGCACAGGAUGUGAAGGAGGUGAUUGAAUAUGCACGGCUGCGGGGUAUCCGUGUGUUGGCAGAGUUCGACACUCCUGGCCACACUCUGUCAUGGGGACCAGGUGUCCCUGGAUUAUUAACUCCUUGCUACUCUGGGUCUCACCCUUCUGGCACCUUUGGGCCGGUGAAUCCCGCUCUCAACAAUACCUAUGAGUUCAUGAGCACAUUCUUCUUGGAGAUCAGCUCUGUCUUCCCAGAUUUUUAUCUUCACCUUGGAGGAGAUGAGGUUGAUUUCACCUGCUGGAAGUCCAACCCAGAUAUCCAGGCCUUUAUGAAGAAGAAAGGCUUUGGUGAGGACUUCAAGAAGCUGGAGUCCUUCUACAUCCAGAAGCUGCUGGACAUCGUCUCUGCCUACGGCAAGGGCUACGUGGUGUGGCAGGAGGUGUUUGAUAAUAAAGUAAAGGUUCAGCCAGACACAGUCAUCCAGGUAUGGCGAGAAGAGAUGCCUGUAAGGUACAUGAAGGAGAUGGAACUGGUCACCCGUGCCGGCUUCCGGGCCCUGCUCUCUGCCCCCUGGUACCUGAACCACAUAACUUAUGGCCCUGACUGGAAGAAGAUCUACAUGGUGGAGCCACUGGCAUUUGAAGGUAGCCCUGAGCAGAACGCUCUGGUGAUCGGCGGAGAGGCCUGUAUGUGGGGAGAGUAUGUGGACAGCACGAACCUGGUCCCCAGGCUCUGGCCUAGAGCAGGGGCUGUUGCCGAGAGACUGUGGAGCAACAAGAUGGUGACCAACCUGGACUUUGCCUAUAAACGUUUGGCACACUUCCGCUGUGAGCUGCUGAGGCGGGGUGUCCAGGCCCAGCCCCUCAGCGUAGGCUACUGUGACAUGGAGUUUGAACAAACCUGAGCAAGUACCCCAGGCACCGAGGAGGGUGCUGGCCCUAAGAGAGCGGUAGUGGGGCCAGGCUUCCACUGUACCCCACCCGCGGGACGGGGCCCCUUGCCCACGUGCCUGUGUGCCUGGAGACAAGGGGGCUGGUGUUGGUGCUGGUGUCCAAUAAAGAGUGAUGUGGCGUUUUUCUAUAA